AGUUCUCACCUCCUUGGACAUUCCCCAUUCUCCUUUCUCCAUCCAGCAGCAACCACCCCUGUACACGCGUUGAAGCUCAAGGCAGCAGCAGCAGUGGCAGAAGGAACUGCAGCAGCAGCUGCAGAAGCCCCGUCUCGCCCCACUAACGCCACGUUGCGAUCACUUGUGCACUCUACUGGAACUCAAGUGAGCAGGGAUGCUAGCAGUGAUUGCUGCAGCGAUGGCUGCACUGGCAGCAGCGGUCACAGCUGCAGCGGGGGCACCAGCAUUAAGGUGACGACCUUUUAUCACAGAAUACAUGUUGGCUCGACUCACCAGCGCUCCAUGUAGGAGUGAUGGCGGCAGUGGCAGCGGCAGUUGCAGCGGCAGCAGGAGUCAUGGAUGUAGUGGCAACGGCUGCGGUGUUGGGGGCAGCAGCAGCGCUGGCAGAAGGAGCGACACACUGCCAUCCCUGCGGACCCUAGGGAGUUCGAGCCAACAGCAGUGGCCGUAUCAUCAGAGCCGAUGGGCAGUAGCAUCAGCAACCGGAGUCAUGGCACCGGGGACAACUGCAGCUGUGUCAGCAGGAGCACCAGCAGCAGUGACAAGAACAUGCAGCAGAAUUAUGGUGCCUCCACGUGGAGCUGAAGACAGCAGCAGUGGUGAUAAACGGGUGGCAGCUGUGGUGGCAGCUGAACAAGCGGCAGCACAGAGGCCGGCAGCAAGGGCAGCAGAAGCGCCAGCGGUGGAAGCACAAGUUUGCAAGCUCAGCUGUCAUUCGCCGAGAGAAGACGCGAUGUGGUUGACUGCUGUACCAUCAAUUCCUUCUAAUUAGCGAGGGGGUUGGGCAUUUCAUGCUUAGGUUCACGGCUGGUAACCCCAGCACGUGUCUCUGGUUGGUAGUAACCCCGGCGUGUCUCUCUGGCUGGUAACCCCAGCGUGUCUCUCUGGCUGGUAAGCAGGGUUAUCUUUUGGAAAAAAACGUGUCUGAGGAAUCAGACAAGGUUCACGCACUUUGUCUGAUGCACUUUUCCAUAUCAGGUAAGUAUGAAAAAGCU
Molecule: messenger RNA, 1037 nt
Organism: Closterium sp. NIES-67
Lineage: Eukaryota; Viridiplantae; Streptophyta; Zygnematophyceae; Desmidiales; Closteriaceae
Source: the annotation of a GenBank genome assembly